GAGCUCUGGACGCCUCGUUGACUAAUCAUAUGCUGCAUGCCGAUUACUACCGUUCGAAGAAUGCCCUGCUGCCAGUAGUCCAUGGCUCUCUUACAGAACAAUGCUGACCUCAAAUUCUGGGGGCACUCUGAUAUUCCCCCAGAAGCAGCAAGUUCCUGGUGUUUUAUUCUGACCACCCAAGGGCAUUUUCGCUCCAGUCCGUGCUCGCUGUGUAGAAGAUUUCGGUUGCUUCGGUGCAAAUCUGUUGGCAGCAGCAUAACAGUCUGGUUAUUGUCUCCGGAUGUCCAGAUUCAUAUGGGCUGCAAGUUCCAGAAGGUGUUCUGUCAGCGCGGAUAUUACUAUCCGGAUAUUUGUUGUAGUCUCUGCAUCGGAUGCUGCAGAUCGUCUCUCUGUUGUGGUGGUGUGGAGGGAUUCGGUGGCGCUGGGUGCGAUUUCUGUGUAUAUCUGUUUCAUUUUCUGGCUUCGCGUACUAUCGUUGCUGUUGUUAUGAGUCUGGCGUUAGGACAUACGCGCGAAGUUGUUGAAAGAGGCGAAGAAGUUGAUUAUUGUGUCCCUGAAUGCCACGGUGUGAGACUAAGAGGGAUGAGAUAAAGCGACCAAAACUGCAGCCUCCAGACAAUCAAUAUGCAAUAAUGCAACCAACAAGCCAGCCAUCUUACACAGCGCAAUAUAGGCACGGCCUCAUUAUCCGUAUCAAGCCCCAGCUCUGAUACAAACACCCUUCCCCCAAUCCCCAAAAUCCUUCCUUUUGAAUCCAGGCAGCUGGAGAUUCGAUCUGCCCCGGUGUCUAGGACAAUUAAUCCUCCUCUUUGUACUCGACCCCAUCGACGUGGAGACCACAACCGCACAUACUCUCCCGCUCUCUUCAGCCCGCCCACACCUCUGUAUAUAGUCCUGCUCGGGAUCAAGCAGGAGACAGUCCCUGGUAUGUUUUUGGGUGCAGUGCGGAAAUCGGGUGGGCGUUGCGUGGAUCUUGUAGCACAUUCCGAAUUCAGUUUCGUUCGGCUCAG
Messenger RNA from Aspergillus versicolor CBS 583.65, 1010 nucleotides. RefSeq lists its product as uncharacterized. NCBI's taxonomy places the organism in Eukaryota, Fungi, Ascomycota, Eurotiomycetes, Eurotiales, Aspergillaceae. The record is from RefSeq and is a predicted model, not a curated record. The annotation marks the transcript as partial. The transcript has a single exon.